AUGGCGAAGCCUUAUAUAAACGGCUGCUACGGCUUUGGUGGAUACGGCUACGGCAUUGGUGGCAUUGGUGGCUUUGGAGGUCUUGGAGGUCUUGGUGGUCUCGGCGGCUUUGGCGGUCUGUACGGUGUCCGAGGAAUUGGCAUCGGCGGCAUCGGCCUCGGCGGCAUUGGCCUCGGCGGCAUCGGCCUCGGUGGCAUCGGCCUCGGGGGCAUUGGCAUCGGUGGCAUCGGCCUAGGUGGUAUAGGAGGAGGUUUCUACAGGGGAUUCCCGUACUACAAGAAAUACGUCUACUAA
Molecule: messenger RNA, 294 nt
Organism: Pomacea canaliculata
Lineage: Eukaryota; Metazoa; Mollusca; Gastropoda; Architaenioglossa; Ampullariidae
Product: acanthoscurrin-1-like
Exons: 2
Coding region: 1-294 (97 amino acids)
Source: RefSeq, a predicted model, not a curated record